Clonostachys rhizophaga is the source of this 207-nucleotide messenger RNA. NCBI's taxonomy places the organism in Eukaryota, Fungi, Ascomycota, Sordariomycetes, Hypocreales, Bionectriaceae. The record is from the annotation of a GenBank genome assembly.
AUGUCUGUCCACUACAACAGGGCAGGGCACAAGACCAAUUGCUUUUUGCUCAUUUGCCCGCUCGGCUGGGAAGACUGGCCAAGAAAAGGAAGCGGCAGAGUUGCCGGCUUGGCUGGGCUGGGAAAGGGCUUGCAACGUCAUGACGUUCUGGCACCCGCGCGUCUGCUACAGCUAAUUCUCCCGGUGGGCAAGGAAAAGAGCGGGUGA